This is a messenger RNA of Oikopleura dioica, 1209 nucleotides long. Lineage: Eukaryota; Metazoa; Chordata; Appendicularia; Copelata; Oikopleuridae. The record is from the annotation of a GenBank genome assembly.
AUGCAGCAAAUGAGAGAAAAGAAUAAGCUUUUGCUUUUUUUCUUCCUUUUUUCAGCUUCAAAAGCGCAAACGACCGCUUGUGUUCAAACUUAUUACCAAGAAGAGACUUGCUGCACUCCAUCGACAAACACAUGUGGAAUAAACCCGAGAAUUAACGGUGGCACAGAAACAUUCGCGAGAGAAUGGCCUUGGAUUGCACAUAUCACUUUUGUCGACCGACCAAAUAUUUACUGUAGAGGAGCAUUUGUGUCGCAGAACAAGAUCAUUACUGCUUAUCAUUGUGUCAAUGAUUACAUAAAAAGGAAACAUUUUUUAAUUGUCGGAGCCGGCAUUGAUUACACUCACGGUGCCAAUUCUGCGUAUGAAAAACUAGUUCAAGGGUAUCGAGUCGAUUCCAUCAUUAUUCCAGAUGGCGCUGUUGCCACGUCCUGGCGCGAUCAUGAUAUAGCGAUUUUGGCAGUGACGGAAGUCAAUUUCCGAGAAAACAGCUUUGAAGUAACCCCAAUUUGCCUUCCACAAGAAGAAAAUCCAGAAUCAGGAAGAAACUGCUUCCUACUCAGAUAUGGACAUGUUCAUACAGGUGGAUUAAUAAUUAAUACUGAAAUGCUUAGGGAAGCAAGAGUUUCAAUCGUCAGUGAUGAAACUUGUCAAGCCCAUUAUUAUGGAGGAGCUAAUUACUUGAACGAGCCUGUUCAAAUUUGCGCGAGAUUCGAAGACGGUGGGAUGGACGUUUUUCAAGAGGAUUCUGGCGGGCCUUUGAUGUGUCAGAGGGCAAACAGCUGCGAGUGGUAUCUAGCAGGGGUUUACUCAUGGGGAGACGGCACUUUUGGAGUUUACGCCGAAGUAGGAGCUUUUGCCGACUGGAUUCAUGAGAAUACCGGUAUUUCAAAAGCACCAGCGGCAGAAAACUCACCAGCACCAAAAACACCACCAGCACCACCAGCACCAGAAGAAGAACCGGCACCAGAAGCACCACCAGCGCCACCAGCACCACCUGCAGAGCCAGCCCCGGAAGUACCACCAGCACCAGAAAAUCCGCCCGCCUCGGAGAAUUCGUUGCCAUCAGGAUCUCGAUUUGAGAGACUGCGAGAUCGAAUCCGACGAAUACUCAAGAAAUUAAUUCUUUUUUCUUUCAUCCAUCAAAGAUUCACUAAACAACACCGACAAACACUUCCUCGCCAGCGACCUUUUCAAGUUCAACCUCAAUAA